This is a messenger RNA of Diplodia corticola, 1767 nucleotides long. Its product is annotated as pwwp domain-containing protein. The coding region runs from base 1 to 1767 and encodes 588 amino acids. The record is from RefSeq and is a predicted model, not a curated record. The transcript has 6 exons. NCBI's taxonomy places the organism in Eukaryota, Fungi, Ascomycota, Dothideomycetes, Botryosphaeriales, Botryosphaeriaceae.
AUGGCCGACCAGGCUGCUGCUCCGGCUCCCGUCGCUUCGCCUAAGCCCGACGAGGCCUCGGCGCCUGCUGUCGAGGUGAGGGCUACCACCGCUGACGCGACCACCGAUGGCGUGGCGGCCGCCCCCAAGGAUGAUACCAAGCCUGAGACUACUUCAGACGCCCAGCCUCCCACUGAGGAACCCGCCGCCACCAGCGUCGAAGAGCCGGCUACGUCGGAGAAGGAUGGCGACAACGCUGAAGAAAAGGGAACAGGAGCUGAGGCUGGCAACGAUGCCAACGGUGCGCCGAGGUCCAAUGGCAGGCGCAAGUCCACCGGUGGCGACAAGGGGGGAAAGAAGCAGCUCAAGAGCAAGAAGUCUAUGGCCAAUCUUAACCUCGACGUCGAGCCUGGUACCUACUGGUGGGCUAGGAUGAAGGGCUACGCUGCCUGGCCGGUGAUCAUCUGCGACGAGGGCAUGCUCCCUGAAACCCUGCUUACCAAGCGACCCGUCAGCGCAAUCCGGCCCGAUGGAACCUAUCGCGAGGAUUUCGCCGACAAUGGCAAGAACGUCCGGGACCGCAGGUAUCCGGUCAUGUUUCUGGGUACCAACGAAUUCGCAUGGCAAGUCAACACCGACCUCACCCGUCUCGAUCUCGACGAAGUGAAGAAGGCGGUCGAGAACAACGACCAGGGGAAGAAAGCAAAGAACCUCUGGGAAGCCUGGAAAGUCGCAGCUGAAGGUCAGAGCCUUGCUUAUUUCAAGCAGCUUCUUAUGGAUCACGAGAAAGCGAUGGCCGAAGACGCAGAAGAGCGUGCCGCCAAGGAAGCGGAGAAGGCCGAGAAGGCUGCCAAGAAAGGCAAGAGAAAGAGCAAGGCUGGCGACGAAGAUGUUGAGAUGGAAGACGCAGCUGGUAGUUCUGACACCGCAAGCAAGAAGAGUGCCAAGAAGAGGAAGAAUGACGCCGACGCUGACGAUGAGAAGCCUGCAAAGACUCCCAAGACCAAGCUGAAGGUCAACGGCCCCAAGACACCGGCGGAGUCCUCAGCCACGAAGACGAAGAAGACUCCGGCAUCGAAGGCAAAGAACUCCAAGAAGUCUGAGGAAUCGGCCACGCCCAAGCCGGUCGAGGAAGAGCUCACUCCCGAGCAGAAGUUCGAGAAGCGCUCCAAGGCCAUCCUUUACCUCCGCCACCGUCUCCAAAAGGGAUUCCUGACUCGCGAUCAGACCCCCAAGGAGGAAGAAAUGCAACAAAUGGCCGAGUACUUCACCCAGCUUGAGUCGCACCAAGACCUCGAGGAGAAGAUAAUCAAAGAUACGAAGAUCAACAAGGUCUUGAAGGCGAUCAUCAAGCUGGAUUCAAUUCCCAAGGAAGAGGUGUACAACUUUAAGAAGCGUUCUGCUGAGCUCCUCAACGCCUGGGGAAAGAACGUGAGUGGUGAGACAAAGCCUAACGGUGUUGAGGCAAAGGAGGACACUGAGGAACCCAAGACUGAGGAGCCCAAGCCUGAAGAGCCCAAGUCAGAAGAACCUCAGGCUGAGUCCAAGGCCGAGGAAGCCGCAAAAGACGUGGAGAUGAAGGAUGCUGCAGAUGCUCCUGCUGAAGCUGUGCCUGUGGAAGCCAAGGCAGACGAGCCUAAGCCUGAUGACACUAAGGCCACCGAAGCAGGCGAUGUCGCCAUGGAAGAUGCCAAGGAUGCAGAGAAGCCCACAGCAGAGAGCAUUGAAACUGCAAAGGAAGAGAGCAAGGCGGACGAGAAGGCCGCUGACGCUGCCGCUGCCGUUUAA